Gregarina niphandrodes is the source of this 279-nucleotide messenger RNA. RefSeq lists its product as hypothetical. NCBI's taxonomy places the organism in Eukaryota, Apicomplexa, Conoidasida, Eugregarinorida, Gregarinidae. The record is from RefSeq and is a predicted model, not a curated record. The transcript has a single exon. The coding region runs from base 1 to 279 and encodes 92 amino acids.
AUGGCGGCCCGGACUACUGUUCCAAUCCACGGCUCGGAACAGAAAGGUCUCUUCAAUUGGUUGUCAUUUUUCGAGGGUUAUCGCAAACAGUCCGCAAAGGAUGACUGCAUCGCAAAAGGCUACCUUGUCGCCAACAAUGAGCAGCACUUCGAAGACUGGGUCGACGAACUGGUGGGCUUCGUCAAUCGCGCGGCCCACAAAAUCGACGAAGAGAGUAUGAUAGAGGUGCUUUGGGCGCAAAUACCUCCUGCGAAGCGACACCUCGCAAAGGUAGACUGA